Molecule: messenger RNA, 771 nt
Organism: Penaeus vannamei (Pacific white shrimp)
Lineage: Eukaryota; Metazoa; Arthropoda; Malacostraca; Decapoda; Penaeidae
Source: RefSeq, a predicted model, not a curated record
AGUGGGAAUGUUGUAAUAGAGACAAAAUUCUUCGACGAUGACCUUCUUGUGUCGACGUCAAAAGUGCGCCUCUUCUACGUAUAGAAUGCACAACCGAGCCAGCGAGAGUUCCUAUAGGGGUAGGGAGGUGACGCAGUGCCAUUCUCUCGUCUGAGUAUUCCCAUGGAGUUUUGGACUCACCCCUCGGCUGCAUUUAUGGUGAUUUAUUUCAUCCCAUUGGCUUUGAAUCUUUAUCAUCCUUAUUUUGUUGUUUCGCAAUAUCGUCAUUACUGAUGAUAUAAUUAUUAACCUUGUUACUGUUUUUACUAUUUUCAUUCAUUAUUUUUUUGUCUUACCACACGUGUGAGAAAAUUGUUCAUCAUAUUUGGUGAAGGGGAACAAUUAUUAUUUUUUACAUCUCAAGAGAAAUAUGGAUAGAUAGAUUUUUUUUUUUUCAAAUUUAUGAGAAAGCACUGACAUUUAUUAUAAAAAGCAUUUAUUUUUUGUAUGUAGGAGUAUGAUAUACUAUCUUUGAAGUUUUUAAGAGAUACAAGGAAAGCUAUAUAUAUAUUCACUACAGAAAAAAUGUGUUUUCAGGAAGGCAAAAAAAACACAGUAAGGAAAGGCAGGAUAGAUGCAUUAUAAAAAAAAAGAAAAAAAGAAAAAAAAAAAAGCCAGGAAUGGUAGAGAUGGAUUUGUUAUAAAAAAAAAUGGAUACAGUCAUGAACAGCAGAGAUGGAUAUGUUCUGUAGAUGUGGAAAAAACGUGCAGUCAGAAAUGGCAGAGAUAGAU